Messenger RNA from Enterobius vermicularis (human pinworm), 1878 nucleotides. The record is from the annotation of a GenBank genome assembly. Lineage: Eukaryota; Metazoa; Nematoda; Chromadorea; Rhabditida; Oxyuridae.
AUGCUUAUAAGGAUCAAAGGUAGCAAACGUCCAGACGUUCGUCUUGUAGCACCAAAGUAUACAUCUCUCUGCAAUUACGGGGUUUACAUGCUGGUUACUCCUGAAAAGCUAUUUUUUUAUUACGGUAAAUACUCAAGUCUUCGCGAAAGAACCAAGGCAAGCUUUUCUAUCACUUCUAAAAACGGCGAACUUGGCUGUCAUGCUAGGACAGCAGAAAAUGUUAAUGAAGUUAAAAAGUCUGAGUUUUGGACGCUGCUAGGUUGCUCCAGUGCCAAAGACAUUAUGGAUGAUGAAGAGCGAAAUAAAGCUUUUGAAGGAGAUGAACCUUUUGAAACAUAUAUUGCAAAAACUAACCUUAUUUUUCAAGUUUGCGAUGAUUAUUCAAUAAAGACAGUAUUAUCGGGAUCUGCGCCUUCACGCAGUAUUAUGCAGCCAAAUUUUAACAUGAUUUUCGACUUCGGUUCAGAAAUUUAUAUAUGGGCUGGCCGCGCUGCUGAUAGGACGGGUUUUCAGAAAGCAUUAGCCUAUGCUAAAGAACUCCAGCAACAGUCUGCACCACAUAUACCAGAUAACGACUUUAGCGAAAAACGACCCGAUUGGUGUAUUUUUUUAAAAAUGUCACAAGGACUGGCAGACUGCUUGUUCCGAGACAAGUUUACUGACUGGGUGUCCCCAGACGACGAAGCUACAUUUAAAAUACGGAAGCCGCUAAUUGUUAAAAGAAGAGAAAUAAUCACAGAGAGUUUUGAGGAGACUACGGCUAAGAAUUUGGCAAACCUUUUGGCGCGUACGCCCACUGAGGUGCCACUGAUUUUGGAGGAGACGGAAAUUGGUCGAGCAGCGGAAAAUAUAUUUACUGAAGACAUAAAUUAUUAUCGAGUAGACGGAGAAGAUAAGUUGACAAAGCUGGACGAUCUAAACUUGUUUUUUACAGAAGAGUGUUAUAUUAUUCGAUGGGACUACCGCGUGGAAAAAGAAGGUAUUGGUAGAUUGGCUGGUCUAGAAACUGACAGAGAACAUGACACUGGAAGACAACGCAUAUGUUACUUUUUUUGGCUGGGGUCUGGAACUACAAACAAAGAACAAGGCGUUUGCGCUUUAGCAUUAAGGAACUUUGACCGUGAGCACCAGCCUCAUGUUAGAGUAGUACAGGGCCAAGAACCUUUCGUUUUCUUAAGCCUGUUCAAGGGAAUGCUAGUAGUCGCUGGUCACGAAACUCGCGUUUUCCUAGUUCAUUCAUCAAAUAUUAUGAACGAGUGCCAUCUAGAAGAAUUGCCGUCACCAGUGGUGCUGAGAUCACAUGCAGCGUACGUAAUAGUCACUAAUAAAAUAACUAUCUGGUUUGGAAAGGAUUCUGCUACCAGAGAGAGAGAAUGUGCUCGAUUUGUCGCGCAGCGCCUGUCUUAUACUAUUGUCAAGUACAAUGUACUUUUUUAUCUAAUCUUUAGGGAUACAAUAAUAGUUGAUCAAGGGAAUAGUAUUUGGCUGUGGACCGACACCAUUCCUGUAACACAACACUUGCGAGUUGCUUCAGAAUAUUCCAAAGAACGCUCAGGAUCAGCUACUGUGAUCUGUAAAACUAAAGAACCUGUGGAGUUCAAAGCGCUUUUUCCGACUUGGGUAGACUUUGUUGAUGAAAAAAUUCCUACGCGUGACAAUCCUAUUAGUGUUGAGGACCUGCUGAAAAAAAGGAACCAAAAGUACCCGCUUGAGAAAGUACGGGCUCGUGAUCUGCCAGAAGGCUCUGACUUAAAACGAUUGGAACAGUAUCUGACUGAUAAGGAUUUCGAAGGUGUCUUUAAAAUGGAUCGCGGUACGUUCUACGCACUACCACCAUGGAAACAAAUAAGCUUAAGAAAGAUGAACGAUUUGUUUUGA